Molecule: messenger RNA, 4459 nt
Organism: Melanotaenia boesemani (Boeseman's rainbowfish)
Lineage: Eukaryota; Metazoa; Chordata; Actinopteri; Atheriniformes; Melanotaeniidae
Gene: abi3bpa
Product: target of Nesh-SH3
Exons: 23
Coding region: 170-3565 (1131 amino acids)
Biological process (GO): extracellular matrix organization; positive regulation of cell-substrate adhesion
Molecular function (GO): protein binding
Source: RefSeq, a predicted model, not a curated record
UGUGAGCUGCACCAGUCCCAAGAGCCACUAACUCCGAGACAUUCAGCAGUCAGGAAGCAUCCAGCCUGAUUUCUGCAGCUGCAGUGCACACUUCUCUCAGUCCAAGACAGUGCUGUUCUGAGUUCACCGAGCUUAUUCAAAUCGCAGCAAGUCAUCACACCUGAGACUGAUGAGGAUGCAGCAGCACUCACACAGCUUUUUGGUGCUUCUACUCAUAGCUUUCAUUGCUGGGAUAGUCUUCUCUGGUCCCCCGACUACCUACAGGAGCAGAGUGAGGCGCCAGAACAUGAAAGUCCGAAUCAGCGCCACUGGAGACACCAUUGUGAUGAAGUUUGUACGACCCAACGCUGACACUAAGCUUGAAGGCUACAUCCUGGGUUACGGCAGCAGCAUGUUCUCCAAACAGUUCAUUAAGCUGCCGGAGAACGGGCAACCGUACGAAACCGAAUUUGAUGCUGAGCCCAAGUACCUUAUAGCUGUCCAGCCCACCCCAUCAAAUGAGGUUAAAAAGCAGUGUACCGGUAAAGUGGAGCUGGAGAAGCCGCUACAUGUUGUUAUCGGAUCGGUGACACCCACUUCAGUUCUCCUGUCCUGGGGGACGCUGCUUAAAACGCCCUAUGAAGCAAAUGUCAUGAAUGACUGUAUAGAAGAUGGACACUACAUGGUGCGUUAUCGUGAGAAGAACAGGAAGUGGAACUACCAGACCUGCCCGACUAGUGAUACAGUUAUUGACAAUCUGAAGCCAAACACAGUCUAUGAGUUUGGUGUCCAGCCUAAUUCUAAAGAUGGCACAGGGAUAUGGAGCAAACCAGUCCUUCACAACGUCAGCAUGGCUGGCACAGAGGAGAGAGUCAUCAGGAAAAUCUAUAAACGACCAGUCAACCCUGUGAAGCCCUUAACACCAGGUUCUCACUCAUUCCCCUUCACUCCUCAACACGUUCCCCAAAACAGGACCUGGGCCAGACAGCCCACCCUCCACAACUUAGUCCCAAAAUCAACUCUUGCUCCUACCACAACUGCUAGACAGGAAUUUCUGCCGACCCCUAGGCCCAAACUGCCUGUGGUCAACAAACCGCCAAUUGGAGGAGAGCUUUCGAGAUCCGAGAUCCCUCCUUUCCUGGAGGUUCCACUAGCUCCCAGACACCAUUCUCAACUACACAUAACAGCCACAAUGGCAUCUGUGCCAGUAUACCAGACCAAACAUGGAGGGAAUAUACCAAAAAAGCUCCAGUCCAGUACAGUACAACCUCAAUCAGAGUACAGGCAUCAGCCCCAAUAUCAACCUCCACAGCUAAAGCCCCAACCUACACAACCUCCACCAAAACUCACCACUCAAAGAAUACCACAGCUGCAUGCAACAUCACAGCCAGAGCUCCAGACCAAAACACAACCACAAGCAAUAACCCAGCUCAUAUUGCAGACUCACCCUCUUUCACAUUGGCCGAAACCACAUCACCAAUCACAUCCUCAAACCACGCCAUCACCCAAGUCAGAACUAAGCACUAAACCAACACCCAAGACCAAACUACAGAUCUUGCCUCUAACACAACCUCAAUUUACAACUCAUCAAGAGCCUCAAGCACAAGUCCAACCAAGUCCUCAGCCCACACCUAUGGCACAUCCCCGAACCACAACGCCAGCACCUCAGCACAUACUUCAUGUCCAAAAGGCACCAUCAAAGAUUCAUACCAGUCCCCAACCUCAACAACAGACUCAGUCUCCAAAUCAGCCACAAACCCAAACACAAUCUCAGACAAAGACACUCCAGACACAGCCCCAGCUAACCCUGCAUACAGAUAAACCAAGGACAUUUUUUGCCCAACCUGAACCCAGAGCACAAUCUAAACCCAAGAACCAGUCCAAUCCUCAGCUGCAGGUUCGACCGAAAAAACAACCAAAGCCCCUAACAAAGCCAAGAAAUAGGAACCAAACACAACAUCAGGCAAACAUUCAGCCAUGCCUCCAGCCUCAACCUCCUCCAAAGGCCCAAUUCCCAUCUGACCCUCUCUCUAAGCCACGCCAAGCUUCUAGGGCUCGACUACAACCACAGCCUGGGCUUCAGUUUCUGCCUCAGACCAGGAUCCAAUCUGACUGCUUCAAGGGCACCCUGAGGAAGGCAGUUCCUACGGCUCCUAGUCCACUAGAAGAGGGCAAGCCUCUACCAAGACCUGAACUGGCCACAGAGAAGGCUGAUAGUUACAAUCCUGGUACCGGCACCGUCAGAUCCUCCGUUGCUGAGGUCCCUCGUUCAACCAUUAACUCAUCAGUUCCUACAACAGAAAGAAACACCACAAUGUCACGCACCCGGGUUCCUCCUAAUCCCAGUAAUCAUGGUGUCAGAGCAUUUCCUUCAUCCAAGACAGUUACCUCCUCUCGUAGCUCCAGCAAAUCUGGCGCCAGUGGGGUGCAUCAUAGGGGCAAUGUUCUCCCUAAACCUGUGAUGAGGCCCAAAGAAAAACCUGCAGUCCAACAUCCCCCUGUUCCUGGCAACAAGAGACCAAACCUGGUGGGAAAACCUAGAGAUCAUGAUAAACCCAUGGACCUGAAACAAGGAAACAAGGAGUCCAUCUUAAAGCCAUACACGGGGGUCACAGCCAAACCAAAACAGGAGCGCAGGCAGCAAACGACCUCAGCAGCUCCAACAGUAAACAGCAGCCGUUUUGACAUGAAUGAAAACUCCUCCAUUUUCAGGCCUUUGCCUGCUUCAGAGGUAGAUAUUAUGGGCAAGAAGCGCUUUGUGGCUCCCCAUGUUAUCUACAAAACAGAUAAGAAACCAGAUGAGCCCUGCUCGAUCACCUCCUCUAUGGCUUACUUUCCUGAUGAGGAAGGCGGCGAUCAAAAUGUGACUGGUCCGCCUCGCAUGCCGCCAUCCAACCUCACUGUGGUUACAGUGGAGGGCUGCCCUUCCUUUGUCAUUCUUGACUGGGAGAAAACCGAUAAUGAAACUACAGAGUAUGAGGUUGUUUCCACAACCACUGGACCAAAUGGACAGGAGGUCUCUGUACUGACGACCAACCAGACGCAUACAGCUGUGGAGAAUCUCACUCCAGACAGCAGUUAUGAAUUCACAGUAACACCAAAGAAUGAGCAUGGAAUCGGGCCCUCCAGUGAUCCUGUGACUUUUAGUACUGAAUCAGCGGAUCCACGUGUGAGUGAGCAUGCCUCAGGCAAGGAUGCCAUCUGGACUCAGUUCUCAUUUAAAGCCGAUGCCUACUCUGAAUGCAACGGGAAGCAGUAUGUGAAGAGGACUUGGUACCGAAAGUUUGUGGGGAUCCAGUUGUGCAAUUCCUUGAGAUACAAAAUCUACCUGAGCGACUCACUCACUGGGAAGUUUUACAACCUAGGAGAUCAGACAGGCCAUGGUGAGGACCACUGUCAGUUUGUCGACUCCUUCCUAGAUGGCCGCACCGGUACUCAGAUGCUGGCUGACCAGCUGCCAAGCAGACCAGGAUUCUUCCGAGCUGUGAGACAGGAACCCGUCACCUUUGGAGAGAUCGGAGGAAAGUCACACGUGACAUACGUGGGCUGGUAUGAGUGCGGCACACCCAUUCCUGGGAAGUGGUGAGACCACUUACAAGACUGCCCUGGAGGAUGACUUUCUCUGUGCUGAGGAAGAGGAUGAGAUGCCUGAUUGGGCCUAAAGGGAUGAGAGCAUUUUUUUUCCUGUGUUACCAUGGAUACUGAAGAUGAACUCUCCCAACUUGGGCAGGUGUGAACCUUUAAAGAACUAUUGGGUGUUUAAAACCCCUGUAGCAGUGACAACUUCAUUUCUCUAUUUAUCAAAAAUAAAGAAGAAAAAAAAAAAAGAAAAAAGUCACACCAGAUGAACCAAAACAAUGAAUAUAUAGUAAUCACAGAGGUAAUGUUGGGAAGCUGGCUCCCAAAGUCUAACAACUUGUAUGAUAAUAUUUAUCAAAAUGCUGAUUCUGAAUACUCUUAUUGUGCUCAGAUGUUUGAGAUGAAAAAGUACAAAAAUGUUUCCAGUGCUUCCCUAUCUGAGUCACAUGUACACAGAAGAGUACCAUUCCUGCUUUCAUGUACAUGUUGACUAUGUAAAAUGCAACUAAACACAGAUGAGCAGAAUUGAUCUUCUGCUAGUCUUAAGGGAUUAUUAGCAGUUGCAGUUUGCACAGUAUUAAACUUUUGUUCAUAUAUGUAUAUGAUGUGAAAUACAGUAUGUUUUCCAGGGAUCAUAUACUAAAUGUAGUUGUCAAUUUACUCUGUUGUAAGACUGCGCAAAGGUUAAACAUUUCAGUGGUACAACAUGGAGCCAUUAUGUAUUUUUCAAUGCCCACGAAGAAACGCUUGAUGAACAAUAAUUUGUUAGAGCUGAACUAUGCAAAGUGUACAUAAAACAAAUCUUUGAUGCUUUCGUCUUUUUUACCCUUGACUUUCAUGACUGCAAUAGUUUAAUGUACCAUGUAUGUUGUAAACAAUAAAUUUUGUUUUUAUAUUUACA